Messenger RNA from Papaver somniferum (opium poppy), 908 nucleotides. Its product is annotated as histone H1-like. Bases 89 to 790 code for a protein of 233 amino acids. Gene Ontology annotation, molecular function: nucleosomal DNA binding; structural constituent of chromatin; double-stranded DNA binding. NCBI's taxonomy places the organism in Eukaryota, Viridiplantae, Streptophyta, Magnoliopsida, Ranunculales, Papaveraceae. The record is from RefSeq and is a predicted model, not a curated record. Gene Ontology annotation, cellular component: nucleosome; nucleus. The transcript has 2 exons. Gene Ontology annotation, biological process: negative regulation of DNA recombination; chromosome condensation; nucleosome assembly.
ACCAAUUUCUCCAGUAAUCACACAGAGUAAGAAUUCUUAAGAUCAUCAUAGUUCCAGAGAAAAAUCUUCUAGUAAUUUUCAAUUCAAUAUGUCUCAGAAAGUUGAUAAUCAAACCACGAAGGCAGCACCAGUUUCAGCGGCUGAGAAGAAAUCAGUCAAGGAGAAAAGAGAAAAGGUUCCCAAAGAGAAGAAACCUAAAUCUGAUAAAGCUUCUCACCCUACUUACUUUCAGAUGAUUAAGGAAUCUUUGUUGGCAUUGAAUGAGAAAGCUGGAUCAAGUCCAUAUGCAAUCGCCAAGUACAUGGAAGAGAAACACAAAGAUGUAUUGCCAUCAAACUACAAGAAAAUGUUAGGUGUUCAAUUGAAGAAUUGUGUUGCUAAUCAGAAAUUGAUUAAGAUUAAAGCUUCUUUCAAGCUUUCUGAUGCAUCUAAGAAAGAGAUUAAAGCCAAAGCUGUUGUUCCUAAACCAAAAAGUGAGAAAUCUGUUGCUGCUGCUGAUGACAAGACCAAGAAGAGGAAGAAACCAACAACAUCAUCAUCUAAAAGUGUGAAAUCUGCUGCUGCUGUUGUUCCAAAAUCGAAAACUACUACCGUCAAGAAAUCUGAAACUACUGCUGCACCAAAGAAGAAGAAAACUGCUGCUCCUGCAAAGAAAGUUACCGCUGCUCCUGCAAAGAAAAUUGCUCUUGGGAAGAAGACCAAGAAAGCUACCACCCCUGUUAAAGCUAAACAGCCUAAAUCAAUCAAGUCUCCUGCUGCUAAGAGACCCAAGAAGGCUGGUGCUGCUUAAUUAGAUGUCAAAUUAGAGAUAAUAUUAAUGUGUGGUGUUUUUAUUUUGUUAAUCUUGUGUUCACUGUGUUUCUUUUGAUGUGAAUAUAAAGAAAUUUCAUGGAUGUUUCCCUUUUAAA